Molecule: messenger RNA, 333 nt
Organism: Funneliformis caledonium
Lineage: Eukaryota; Fungi; Glomeromycota; Glomeromycetes; Glomerales; Glomeraceae
Source: the annotation of a GenBank genome assembly
AGUUUUUUACAAUGUAACGCAUCACAAAGUUCAAAGACGCCACCAGUCUUACUCGAUGUUGUAAUUAAUCCACAACCCCAAGAAGAAGAAAUAAUUUCUACUCUUGAUAUUACUAUUUCCGGAAAAUUUACGGAAGACGUUACCAAAAAAACCUUUACUGUGGUUGCAUUCGUUAAUGAAGCAACUCAACAACUCGCAUUCCCCCCCACUAUUUUAGAUGCUUGCACUGGAAGUGAAUGUCCAGUUAAAGCUGGUAAAAACUUUAAUCAAACGGUGAAAGUUGAACUUGAAAAACUUGAAAAACGAUCUGAUUAUCUUAUUCCGACCAGAAUG